GUCUGACUAGGUUUGUCCCGUGCGCCUCACCGUAGUGUGUGACGUCACCAGAGGCCUCCAUAACACAGAGAACUGCGGGGAAAACACGGGACACCGGGAGUCUCCUCUGCUUUUUCGCUAUGGGGAAGUCGUAUUCUCACAUGCCGCAGCACGCGGCGAAGGACGGGAUGAACGAGACUUCUCUUCCAUCCGAUGACACCAGCGCACUCGUCCAGUCCGACACUCACGAGGAGAGCAGGAAUGGAGAUGUUUCCCAUUUCCCUUAUGUGGAGUUCACCGGGAAGGACAGUGUGACCUGCGCCACGUGCCAAGGGACAGGACGCAUCCCAAGAGGUCGGGAAAAUCAACUUGUGGCUCUGAUCCCCUACAGCGAUCAAAGAUUGCGCCCCAGACGAACAAAGCUGUACGUCACUGUAUCGGUCAUCGUUUGUUUGCUCCUGUCCGGGCUGGCGGUGUUUUUCUUGUUCCCGCGUUCGGUUGACGUGCAGUACAUUGGCGUUAAGGCCGUCGUGGUGACUUACGAUGAGAGCGGGCCUACCGUCUAUCUUAACAUCACAAAUACGUUGAAUAUAACCAACAACAACUUCUACCCUAUAGAGGUGGAAAAUGUCACGGGGCAGGUGCAGUACUACAAAACAGUCAUCGGAAAGUCGAAAUUUAACAACGUGACCAAGAUUGGACCCCUGGAUACAAAACAAAUUGACUACACGGUGCCCACUAAAAUCGGGAAAGAGUUCGACUACAUGUAUACCUACUGUACACUACCGAGUAUUAAAGUUCAUAACAUUGUGGUGAACAUGCAAGUGACGGUGACCAUCUCGUACCUCGGUCACCCAGAACAGCUUUCCCAAGAAGUCUACCAGUACGUAGAUUGCGGAGGUAACGCCACCUACCAUCUCGGCCAGUCCAGCCUCCCCAUCUUCAAGCAGCCAUAAGGCGUCUUUUGUUGGAGAAGAGACGAGAGCGGUGUUUUUUUUACGCAGUCAUCCAUGCGGUUUGGCUGCGUUUGCGCGGUUGGAGCAGACGGCUUUUUCUUGGAGCGUAUCUAGAUUUAGGAUCUAACCCUGAAAUCCAAGGUUGAGGCUUCUCCACUCAUGGGUCACCUGGCGAGUCUCGUCCUUCAGACCACGUGUACAUAAAUCUGUAUAUAGUAACUUGUUCUAUAUGUGUCUAUACGCGCUGUAACACCGUAAACUUGCUCAUCGUUUUACUAUUGGGCGUGUUUUAAGUGUAAAGAUUUUUUUUUUUUUUUUUUAAAUAUUAUUUAUCAUUUUAGUUCAGUUUUAUGUUUUAAUCCAGCAUGGAUUUUUUUAUUUUAAUGUUUUAUUUAGUUUUUUCUUAUGAUUUAUGUUUUUGUUUGCAGUAAAUGGGGGUCAUUCAGUAUAGCCAGAAAGUUGUGUUCCACUGUUUCUAUCUUUUUUUUUCCUGGUACAGUCAAUUGAUGACCAAUAUGGCGGCCAUUAAAAAGGUUAGUACUGGCAACAAUGUAAAUUCUGCCUGGUUAUUGGAGCAACACCAUUUUUGUCUAUGGCUCGUGUCUGUUUUUUAAAAGGUAUCUGUCACUUUAACCCCUUAGGACAAUGGACGUCUGUGCUGGAACGUCACGCACCAGGAUGUACAUGAAGCGAGCACAGCAGCUGCGCUCGCUUCAUGUUUGGCAGGUCCCGGCUGCUAUCAGUGUCCAGGCACUUGCCGGUUGUGGCACACAUCAGGGAUCGACCUGAUGUCCACCAUUAACCCCUCAGAUGCCGUGAUCAAUAUUGAUCACAACAUAUGCGGCAGUUCUCAUGGCUGAUCGAUCUGAUCACCAGUGACACGACCGCAGGGAACAGAUGAGCCAAGAUGGAGGAUGUGUGUGUGUUUAUAUAAUUGUUAUAAAUAGUCCCAUAUGGGAACAUAAAAAGUAUAAAAUAAAAGAUGUAAUCCCCCCCCUUUUUCUAUAUUAUCCCUCAAAAAUAAUAAUAAACAUAUUUGGUAUCGGCGGGUGCAUAAUUGUUCGAACUACCAAAAUAUAACAUUAAAGGGGUAUUCCAGGAAAAA
Molecule: messenger RNA, 2040 nt
Organism: Hyla sarda
Lineage: Eukaryota; Metazoa; Chordata; Amphibia; Anura; Hylidae
Gene: TMEM106B
Product: transmembrane protein 106B
Exons: 8
Coding region: 120-935 (271 amino acids)
Source: RefSeq, a predicted model, not a curated record